AUUGAAGGGAGAGGAGGAAAUCUGGAGUAAAACCAAACUCUGGCCGCUCAGAGAAUGGAAUUCCCAGAGAAUCCGUGGCUGUCCCAUCCCUGGAAGUGUCCCAGGCCAGGCUGGACGGGCUUUGGAGCACCCUGGCAUUGUGGAAUGGUGGGAUUUAAGGUCCUUUCCCACCCAAACCAGUCGGGAAUUCCCUGAUCCCCGAGUGCCAGGCCGGGAAAGGGGAGCUGGACACGGAGCUGGGAGGGGAGGGCAACUCCAGGGCUGGAAAAUCCUCCUGGAGCUUUAGGAAUUCUUCAGUUGAAGGAAUGUCAGGAAGGGAAAUGUCCGGAUGUUCGUUACCUGCGGAAGAACUCGGCAAACCCAAAUCCCUGUGGGAAUCCAGGGAUGCUCAGCAGGAGAUUAUGGGAUGCCUUUUCCAUAAAAUUGCCGUCAAAAGCUAUGGAGAACUUGGUUCCAUAGAGCUGGGGGAGGUUCCUCCAUCAAAAAACCUGGAUUUUCCAGGGAAGACCACUUUGGAGCUGCAUGAUUUUUUUGGGAUGCUUGAGCACCACACGGAUCCCGCCGGAAUCUCCUCUCUGAGCGUUUUCCUGGGAUGGCAGCGUGGGAAUGAUUUCUCUGGAUCCAUCAGUGGAAGUUUGGGGUCGGAUCCCUUGGGAAUGAGGGCUCUGGGAGCUCUCCCAACUCCUGCGUCUCUUCCCAAGGCUGGGAAUUUUAUCCAGAGCCUCACCUGGAGCUUCCAGAAAUCCCUGGGAGCCCUCAGCUCCCAAGGUUCUUCCUUGGAAUGUUUGGGGCCGUUGUGCCCCGGCUGUGAUGUCAGAGCUGCUCCCAUGGGAACAGCUCCAGGGCCUGGUGUGGACACGGAGUGACCGGAGCCACAGCAGCUCCCAGCCCGGAUUCCCAUGGAUCAGCCCGAGUAGAGGUUGGGAUGUUGGGAUUGGGAGUGCUCCAGACUCUGGGAUGUGUUUGUGUCAGUCGGGAUUGGACUACGAGGAAUUGGGAUUUUGGGGUUUCCUCACACUCCGCAGCGUUAUUUGGGAGAUUCCUGCAGGAAUUCCCGCUGGAAGUUUGGAGUUUGGUGGGAAAACGAAACUGGAGCCGCUCCUUUUCCAGUGGAAAUCCAUCUAAAAUAAAAUCCAUCGAAAAUCAUGUGGGAACUCUUAGGGAGAGGGGAGAAUUUCAAUCUUAAAUUGCCCAACGCACCCAAAACUGAUGGAAUUUGGGCAGAGUUGGAUUGGAUCCAAUGGAUCAGAACAUCCUGUCCUGUUGGAAGAACAUUCCCAAUGGAAUUCCUGGAAUUCCCGCCCUGCUGGAUCCAGUAACUCCUUGCCGUGUCUUUUUUUCAGUUGUGCCUCCAGCUCAAUUCGGGGAGGAUUUUCCCAGGUGGAAGGAUUAGAUCUGGCGGGAUGUCAGAGACAUCCCGAAGGAUCCGGCAGAUUUAUGGAAUGAUUCCGGGGGGUUUGGAGCGCUGAACCCAGACACAAAACCACCCGGAGAGAUGGAGCAGAGCCCCAUGGCGGUGAUCCUGCUGUGCGCCCUGUGCAUUCCAGCGGCGCUUCCCUCGGAGCCGGAGCCUCCCGCGGGGUCGGGAUUGGGCUCGGAGCUUCCUGCGGGGUCGGAGCCCAUCCCGCUGGGGCUGAAGGCCAUGGUGGUGGUGAACUCCACGCCCUGCAGCGUCACCUGCGGGCUGGGCGUGAAGGAGGAGCGGCUGUGCGAGGUCAGCCCGGCCGGGGAGCGCCGGAAUUGCUCCCUGGUGCGUUCCCGCUGCCUCAGCCAUUGGAUAUGUGGCCUCCGGCACCUCAGCGUUCCCGAGGGAAAUCCCAUCCGCCUCACCUGCCUCUCCCCGGACACCGCCGGCCUGGAGGGACAGAAUUUCAGCUACACCUGGAGGUUCGCCCGCGGGCUCAUCACCACCAACGACCUCCUGUUCCAUCCUUUCCGCAAUCCCAGCCCUUCCCUGAGCUUCUUGCCAGCUCUGGAGUCGCAUUCCGGGACCUACCGCUGCGACGUGCAGGUGCUGAGCUCCUUCCAGCUCGUCAAGAGGAUCUACUUCGGCCUCAGGGUGAUCCCCAGGGAUCUGGUGGAUCUCGACUUCCAGAAAUCCCUGACUUGGGAGCAACAGCUGGCGGCCAACGGGGAGGAGCCGCCGGGGAACGGCAGCGGCGCCGCGCAGCCGGAGCGCUGGCGGAAUCCGUGGGAGAAGCAGUGGAUUUACGAGGCGGUGCUGGGAGUCGGGAGCGGGGUGAUCCUGGGGAUCCUCUUCAGCCUUGGCCUCUGCUGCCUGGGCAGGGUGUGCAGGAACAGAGCGGCGCGGGAAAUGAACAGACUUCGACGCAAUUCCCCGUCUUCCGAUCUUUAUUAGGAUCAGGAAUUCAGGCUGGGAUUCUCGGGAUGGUCCGCCGCUGCAUUUUGGUGAUCCUUCCCUUCCAACUUGGGGCAUUCCGUGGAUCCCAUAACUAUUUAAUGGGAUAUUUUUGUUUGCAGCAGAUUGGUAAAUUAAUAUUUUGGGCUGCUUUGGGGCAUGGAUUAGGAAUUCAGGAAUUUAGGAUGGGAUUCUUGGGAUCGUCCGCUGUUGGAUUUUGGUGAUCCUUCCCUUCCAACUUGGGGCAUUCCAUGGAUCCCAUCACUAUUUAAUGGGAUAUCUAUCAUUUAUUUUCAACAGACACAGCUCAUUAUUGAAUAUUUUCAGCCACUUUGGAGCCUGGAUUAGGAAUUCAGGGUGGGAUUCUUGGGAGUCAUCUACAUUUUGGAUUUUCCAACUUCCAACUCGGGGAGUUCCAUGGAUCCCAUGGA
Parus major (Great Tit) is the source of this 2790-nucleotide messenger RNA. It is a transcript of the gene TMEM81, whose product is annotated as transmembrane protein 81. The coding region runs from base 1496 to 2359 and encodes 287 amino acids. The record is from RefSeq and is a predicted model, not a curated record. The transcript has a single exon. Lineage: Eukaryota; Metazoa; Chordata; Aves; Passeriformes; Paridae.